CUCUCUCCAUCUGAAAAUUGUUCUCAGGAAGAAAGUAUCAAGUAUCAAGGCCAUGUUUGGAUAACAAGUUAAAACAACCAGAAGAGAUAGUUCUUUAGCUACUUUUAACAAUGGCCGCUCAUCUGCACCUCCCUUCUCACUACUACACUAAAACAGCACUCUUCUUCUCUCCUCCUGGGGCUCCCCUCAGUUCUGGAAAACCAAACAGGGCAUCAACCUCUUCUGCAAAUUCCAAGCCCAGUUUCAGUAAGCUCAAAGUGAGGGCCUUGAAGGAGAAAACAGAGGAAAUCAAGUCCCAGACAUCUGCAGAGGAAGUCACCAAGAAAUAUGGCCUAGAAGCAGGUCUCUGGAAGAUAUUCAAUUCAAAAGAUGAAGAUAACCAGGAAUCUAAGUCAAAAGGGGACCAAGCAAAGGAGCUUUUGGCAAAAUAUGGAGGAGCAUACCUAGCUACCUCCAUUACUCUCUCCUUGAUAUCCUUUGGCCUCUGCUAUGCCCUAAUCAGUGCUGGAGUUGAUGUGCAAGCAUUGCUACAGAAGGUCGGGAUUUCACCUAAUGAGACGGGCGAGAAAGUUGGGACUUUCGCGUUGGCUUAUGCUGCCCACAAGGCCGCAUCGCCUAUAAGGUUUCCACCUACUGUUGCUCUUACUCCCAUUGUUGCUAGCUGGAUAGGAAAGAAAGUUGAUAAAGAGAAGUAAUCUUGAACUAGUCUCUCACUCUGUAACAUAUGACAUGCAUAUAUGAUAUAUCAACCUCCUUCUCAUCAUUUGGUUGUAACUCUGUUGAGAAAGGCUAAGAAUUUUGCAAAAGAGAUACAUACUUAUAUAUGCAUAUGCAUCCUGUAAAUCAUUCAACACUGAUGAGUGUGUUAACUGGAUAAUUGACACUGAAA
Messenger RNA from Ipomoea triloba (trilobed morning glory), 889 nucleotides. RefSeq lists its product as uncharacterized. Bases 111 to 695 code for a protein of 194 amino acids. Gene Ontology annotation, cellular component: mitochondrion. Lineage: Eukaryota; Viridiplantae; Streptophyta; Magnoliopsida; Solanales; Convolvulaceae. The transcript is spliced from 3 exons. The record is from RefSeq and is a predicted model, not a curated record.